GGAAGGUCAAUAUUUCAUCUCCACUAUCUGAUGUGAAUUUCUAGAAUGCAGAUAUAUGGAAAUGACCAUACAUUGGGUUUUGUUACUGGUGGGUCUGCUCAUGUGCAAAUGCAAUUUAGCACCAAAGAGUGUGAGAGUCUGGGAUUAACUGAUCUGGCUCUCUGCUUAGACUGCAACACCUUUGCUGAGUAUGUCAAGGACCAAGAUUCGUGUCAGAAUGUCGUCAGUUUAAGUUGGUUAGACUAUGUUCGUGAUUUGGAUGCCAUGAGUCAGUAUAGUUGGGGAUCUGCAACUUUGGCGUGUUUAUACUCACGAUUGUGCCAUGCAUCACCUUUGGGCGUGGGAGCGGAUUCCCGUGAUUCGUUCUGA
Messenger RNA from Coffea arabica (coffee), 369 nucleotides. Lineage: Eukaryota; Viridiplantae; Streptophyta; Magnoliopsida; Gentianales; Rubiaceae. The record is from RefSeq and is a predicted model, not a curated record.